AUGUCGUCAAACAAUGAUCUUUUGUUGAAUAUACUAUCCCAGUUAAAUGCACAACAGCGAGCGGCAGCCCUCUUUGACUACACUAGAGGGUUACAGGUUAUAGCGGGUCCCGGUACAGGAAAGACGAAAGUGUUGACUUCGAGGGUGGCGUAUCUCAUUUUGCAUCAUCACAUUCACCCCCGCGAUAUAAUAGUGACUACAUUUACCAAUAAAGCUGCUAACGAGAUGAGGGAACGUCUACAAGAAAUGUUACGCGAAACAGGAGUAAAUGUUUCCGAACUCUUAAUCGGUACUUUCCAUAGUAUUUGCCUGAAGAUACUUUAUAGAUUUGGCCACUUAGUGGAUCUACAGAAAGACUGGAGAAUUAUUGAUGAAAAGGAAAUAGACACCAUUUUAGAUGAUAUGAUAGAAAAAGUCCCCGACCAAAUUAGAGAUUAUGCCUCUUCUAUCACAAGAAAAGUGAAUCUAUGUAUGCCGAAAAAGAAUGGCGAUGAGUGGUCCAUUCACCCGAAGCUCAUCAAGAAACAUAUUUCGAGGCUUAAGUCAAGCGCAAUAUUACCAGAGGAAUACAUUUUAGACUCGAACCAUGACGCUGCGCUUGCCUACUUCUACCAAAUUUACCAAUCGGAGCUAAGCAAGAAAAAUACCCUAGAUUUUGAUGACUUAUUAAUGUACACUUUCCGUUUGCUGACCAGAGUGCGUGUUUUAUCCAACAUAAAGCACGUUUUAGUUGACGAAUUUCAAGAUACCAACGGUAUUCAAUUAGACUUGAUGUUUCUCUUUGCCAAGGGAAACCAUCAUCUCUCAAGAGGGAUGACAAUUGUGGGUGAUCCUGAUCAAAGCAUAUAUGCUUUCAGAAACGCCUUAGCUCAUAACUUCUUAGAAAUGGGUAGAAAAUGCCCCAUCGAGUACUCGACUAUAAUACUUGUGGAAAAUUAUCGUUCCUCGCAGAAGAUUCUCAACACAAGUGAAAUUUUAAUAACUCAACAGAACAGGGGCCGUCAGAAUAGGGCUCCACUUCGUGCUCAAUUCGAUCUGGAUUUCCCGCCAGUAUAUAUGAACUUCCCGGCUUAUUUUUUAGAGGCACCUUCCUUAGUUCGAGAACUACUUUAUUUAAAAGCAUUACCAAACUUAUUCACGUUUAAUGACUUUGCCAUCUUAGUAAGGCAACGAAGACAAAUUAGGAGAAUUGAAAGUGCACUCAUAGAACAUCAGAUACCCUAUAAAAUCAUAAGAGGUCACAGUUUUUGGGAUUCAAAAGAAACAAGAGCAAUGUUGAACCUACUGAAGAUAAUAUUUUCUCCAAAUGAUAAGCACGCAAUUCUGGCUUCACUCCUAUACCCAGCAAGAGGUCUUGGUCCUGCUACUGGUGAGAAAAUUAGGAACGCGCUGGAAACGCUCGCCACUGACGUAUCAUGCUUUCAAAUAUUAAAAGAAAUAAGUAGUAAAAAAAUAAUGUUGGAUAUACCGACAAAGGGUCGUUCUGUCAUAGCAGAUUUCAUUUCAAUGAUAGAAAACUGCCAAUUAUUGUUACAAGGUGCUCUACUAGCAGGUCUUUCCGACUUGUAUGAUAAACUGUAUGAACUGUCAGGUUUGAAGUAUGAAUAUUUAUACAAGGAUGGUAAGAAAAAAACAGAUCUGCUGGAAAAAUCCGAACCUAACUUAUUAAAUGCAAGGCAUAAGAAUAUUGAACUUUUGAAGAACUAUUUUCUGGCCCUCUUAAAUAAGUCAGAAUCCUCAGAAAACGAAAAAAAUGAUUGUGAAAGAGAAAUAGAAGAUAAAAGUGAAACUGCAGAAAAAAGUGCUAUUACUCCAAAGGAAUACCUCCGCAAUUUUUUCAAUUCACUAUCUCUUCAUUCGGAUGCAGCUGAAGAGGAAGAGUCAGAAACCAACAAAAGUGCAAAAAUGAACCGCGAAAAGAAUGGGUUCGUGACAAUAUCUACAAUACACGGUGCUAAAGGGCUUGAAUGGCCAGUUGUUUUCAUUCCUGGAUGCGAAGAGGGAAUAAUUCCUUGUGUGUUCAAUGAUGACAAGAAAGACGAAUCAGAAGAAGAAGAGGAGGAAGAUUCGGAUAGUGAUAAAAAAGAUGCGAGCCCCAAAAAGGCUAAAGUAUUAUCUGUGGAGGAUUCAAUAGAUGAAGAGAGAAGAAUGUUUUUCGUUGCACAAACUCGUGCCAAGUAUCUUUUGUACUUAUCGAACACUACAACGGUAGAAGAUGUUGAUAGACCACGUAUUGCUAGUCGCUUUCUGACCACUGAUUUGGUAAAAGCCAUGUCUGAUAGUCAAAGAUUAUUUGAAAGUACGAGUAGUAUCAAAAAAUUUUAUCGAAUUUUGAACAAAAAGCCACCAUCUCAGAAUGAUAACCUCUUUUCGCUUGAUCAAUUACGCAAAGAUUAUAAUCAGUUCAUUGAGAACAGAAGAGAAAGGAUAAUUUGGCAAGGAAUGCCAAUGAAUGAUAUUUAUGGAAUACAGUUGUCUAGGAAUAAAUUAACAGGUUCUGUUGACGACUUUACAUCAGCAGCGGAUCAGCUACGACUCGAAAUGAAUAAUUCCAUAUUCCCACAAAAGAAGCAUCCUUUAAGACCAUAUCCAUCUAAAAAUAGUGGUAAUUGCGCUCCUAGAAAUAUAGUUAAAAGUCCAGAAAGAAGGUACGCUCCAGAAACUACAUCACAUGGUUCUCCAACAAAGAAAAAGGUAUAUGCCCCCCAAUAUGGUUCAAUAAAUAACGUUCCCACUCGACAAGAGUUUCAUUGUUCUACUGGGAGGAACGUUCCUUUUCUAAGAAGAGAAGAUAGGUCAAUUACAGACAUAUCCGAACGGUCAUCAACACGAUCGUUGAAAGGGGCAUCCCCGAAUAAAUCUAGUCGUGUAUCGCAUGUUUUAAUGGAGCAAUCACCAACAAGGCUUUUCAAGAAUAAUGUCGUUCGUAAUAUUCAUGUUCCAACUGCUGGUGCUUUUAUAACAGAAACCCAAUCAAACGUUAAUGAACAAGGUCACUUAGAGUACGUCAAUAAGUCAAGUCACACACUUCUGUCAAGUGAAUUUUCUAGCGCAUCUAGUAAUUCGGGUCAAUCAAACAACUUAAUACAAGAUAUAAAAGACGAGCUAGAUUUAUCCGAUGAUGAAUUGUUGAAUGACAUAUCAAUAGAAAGAAGAAGAGAGCUUUUGAACUCACAAGCGACGAAAACAAUGAAAGUAAAAUCUCGAAAUAGGAAGUCCAAAGGAGGUGACCAAGUUAAAGUUGAAGAAGUGAUAGAUUUAAAGAGUGAAUAUGAGGAAGAUGACAGCAGAAAUACAACAGCAGCUGAGCUUUUACAUAAUCCGGAUGACACAACAGUUGAUAACCGUCCGAUUAUCUCAAAUGCCAAGUUUUUGGCAGACGCAGCAAUGAAAAAGACACAAAAACUUUCGAAAAAAGUAAAAAAUGAACCUGCGUCAAGUCAAAUGGAUAUAUUCUCUCAACUGACACGGGCGAAAAAGAAAUCUAAAUUAAAUAAUGGUGAAAUUAUAGUAAUCGAUUAG
Molecule: messenger RNA, 3522 nt
Organism: Saccharomyces mikatae IFO 1815
Lineage: Eukaryota; Fungi; Ascomycota; Saccharomycetes; Saccharomycetales; Saccharomycetaceae
Gene: SRS2
Product: DNA helicase SRS2
Exons: 1
Coding region: 1-3522 (1173 amino acids)
Biological process (GO): recombinational repair
Cellular component (GO): nucleus
Molecular function (GO): DNA binding; 3'-5' DNA helicase activity; hydrolase activity
Source: RefSeq, a predicted model, not a curated record